Achroia grisella is the source of this 1727-nucleotide messenger RNA. RefSeq names its product replication factor C subunit 4. Bases 35 to 1090 code for a protein of 351 amino acids. Lineage: Eukaryota; Metazoa; Arthropoda; Insecta; Lepidoptera; Pyralidae. Gene Ontology annotation, molecular function: ATP hydrolysis activity; DNA clamp loader activity; DNA binding. Gene Ontology annotation, biological process: DNA repair; DNA-templated DNA replication. Gene Ontology annotation, cellular component: nucleus; DNA replication factor C complex. The record is from RefSeq and is a predicted model, not a curated record. The transcript is spliced from 6 exons.
AUCAAUAUUUCUUUAAAUAUUAUAGCAAAAUAAGAUGCAAGCUUUUCUAAAAACAGGUAAAAUAUCAGCAGCAGACAAGCCGUCGUCGUCUGGAAUAAAGACCUCAACUAAAAAGAAACCACCGGCACCAUGGGUCGAAAAAUAUCGGCCGAAGACUAUAGAUGACAUAGUGGAUCAGGGGGAAGUAGUACAAGUUCUACGGGAAUGUUUGUCAGGAGGCGACUUGCCUCACUUAUUAUUUUACGGACCUCCUGGAACAGGGAAGACAAGUGCUAUUCUUGCUGCAGCUCGGCAACUGUUUGGGGACAUUACACGUGAUCGUGUGUUAGAGCUCAAUGCAUCCGACGAGCGUGGUAUCCAGAUAGUGCGGGACAAAGUGAAGGCAUUUGCUCAACUUACUGUUAGCGCCACUAGACCUGAUGGUAGACCAUGCCCUCCAUACAAGUUGGUUAUAUUGGAUGAGGCUGACUCUAUGACAACAGCAGCGCAGGCAGCUUUACGACGCACAAUGGAGCGCGAAACACGUACAACUAGGUUUUGCUUGAUCUGCAACUAUGUGUCAAGAAUCAUACCUCCAAUCACAAGCAGAUGCUCAAAGUUUAGAUUCAAGCCACUUGCAAGGGAAAAUGUUAUUAAAAGACUGCGAGAAAUAUGUGAGGCUGAAGGUGUUGAUGUUGGCGAAGGUGAUGUGCUCCAUCAGGCUGUGGACACGUGUGAGGGGGACCUGCGUCGUGCUCUCACGGCACUGCAGUGUUGCCAGCGAUUAUUAGGGAAAAUUACUGCAGAUGGACUUAUUGAGGUGACAGGGCUGGUACCUGAACAGAGUGUCAAUGAAUAUUUGAGUGUCAAGAAUUACGCUGAACUCGAAAAGUUUGUUGAUAAAUUCCUAAUGGACGCAUACUCGGCAUCUCAACUAUUAGAACAAUUGAGUGCCACUGUGGUGACUGCAGGCCAUCUCACCAACAAACAGAAGUGUGUUAUUAGCGAAAAGGCAGCGGUGUGUUCCCAUAGGCUCCUCGACGGGGGCGCAGAGUUCAUGCAGCUCACAGACCUCGGUUGCACCAUAAUAAUGGCUAACAAUGACCCAUGAUGCUUUAAUUGUUAUGUUGCUAAGGUUAGAAUAAAAUUUUGUGUAUUUCAACAGACUUCUAGGUACGAUUCGAUUGUUUUUUUUAUUUGUUAUCCGAUGUCUUCAUCAAUUCCAAACCGAUUACUGUUAGUGUUUUUUAAAGUACGGAAAAAACCUGAAAUUGAUAUUUGAGAUUUUGUAAUAUAUAUACAUAAGUAGUUAGUAUAUGUUUGUCCUCGAUAUGAAAACAGUUUUAUCACAGAUCCAUCAAGUUCCAAAACUAACCAAAGCUUGUAUUAUGUUUUGUACUGUGCAAGAAUGUAAGCCCCUAAUUGUUUAUUUUCUGAAGAACAGCUUUAUUGUAUCAAGUUAUUUUUUAUUAUGUGCAUAGUCAAACCAAAUAAGCUAAUAAAUUUAUUUCUAUCGCUUAUAUUAUAUUUUUAAAUAUUGCACAGAAGUACAUUUAUUAUAUAUAGUAGAAGACUAAGUAUUUCAUGGCAAUAGUGAUUCAUUUCAUGUCGAAAUUCAAGUCAAGAAUCACAUUUGACAUGAAAAACAAAAAAUAUAACCUGUAAGAAGUUAGUGCAUUUUGAAAAAUGACUGAUCUAUUUUUAUAUGGAAAAAAAUUAAUUACAGUUUUUCAUACAAAUAAACCAUA